Messenger RNA from Elaeis guineensis (African oil palm), 1509 nucleotides. The record is from RefSeq and is a predicted model, not a curated record. NCBI's taxonomy places the organism in Eukaryota, Viridiplantae, Streptophyta, Magnoliopsida, Arecales, Arecaceae.
UGCCGACAUCGGUCGAGAGGUCGUUCUUUUCCGUCGACCAAGCUCCUCUCUCCUUCUCCUUCGUCUCUCUCCCUGACCCGCUACCCCUUCCAAUAUAUCUAAUCACAAAAUUGGGGAGGAUGGUGUGAGGAUUAUUGGGUCAUCGAGGGAGGGAGGGAAGAAGAAAAGAUGCAGAGCCGAGGAUCGGGCCACCGCCAGCCGGGGCUGAUGCUCCGCUCUCGGAUCUCCUCGGUGAUGCUCGCAAUGUUCGCCACUAUGGCCUCCUUCUACGUUGCCGGCCGUCUGUGGCAGGACGCAGAAAAUAGGGUUUAUCUCAUUAAAGAACUCGAUCGGAGGACCAGCCAGGCGCAGUCAGCUAUAUCAGUUGAUGAUACACUGAAGGUAGUAGCUUGCAGGCACCAACAUAAGAGAUUAGCAGCACUUGAGAUGGAGCUGGCUGCAGCAAGGCAUGAAGGCUUUGUGGGAAGUUACUCUUCUGAGACUAAUGGGACUAAUAAUAGGAGAAGGCUGAUGGCUGUUAUAGGAGUCAUCACAGAAUUCGGGCGGAAGAACAGUAGAGAUGCGAUUCGGAGGUCAUGGCUUCCAACUGGUCCUGCAUUGAAAAGGUUGGAAGAAGAGAAAGGCGUCCUAGUACGAUUUGUGAUCGGGAGAAGUACACAUAGAGGAGACAGUUUUGACAGGGAAAUUGAUGAUGAAAAUAUGCAUACAAAGGAUUUCGUCAUUCUUGAUAAUCAUAUUGAAGCAUCAGAAGAACGUCCCAAAAAGACAAAGCUGUUUUUCGCUCAUGCUGCAGACACCUGGGAUGCUGAGUUCUAUGUUAAGGUCAAUGAUGAUGUUUAUGUCAACAUCGAUGCUUUGGGAGUAAUGCUUGCAACUCAUUGGGACAAACCCCGUGUUUAUAUGGGAUGCAUGAAAUCUGGCGAAGUUUUCUCCCAGUCGAGCCACAAAUGGUAUGAACCAGACUGGUGGAAAUUUGGCGACGGAAAAUCAUCUUUUCUUCGUACAUAUGCCCAUGAUGAUGUUAGUGUUGGAUCAUGGAUGAUUGCGCUUGAUGUCAAGCAUAUUAAUAAAGGGAGAUUUUGCUGCUCAUCAUCAUGGUCCUCAGGAGCCAUAUGUACAGCUGUGUGAUGAUGUGUUUUCGGAGAAAGGUUUACAAUUCAUGUGGAAUGCCCCUCGCUCUGCAGCGGCCAAUCUGCAUCAGUAGUUGGAAGCGGCGGCCAACAAGUCUGACAGGAAUCCUUGUCAUCUAGGCUGGGUCUACUAGAAAGAUGGCAUGACCACCUGUGUUAGCAUGGUUGCUCAAAUCUCAAGAGGAGCUGGUUUCUUCAUUUCAGGAUGCUACAACGGAGUUUAUCCUGGAAUUGAGAAAACUAACAGAUUCCUCGCUGUGUGUAUCAUGGUUUUGCCUCUCAUUGUUGGCACAUUCUUUUGUCGAGGAAGAAAUUUUAUGUCACGCGAUUGACAGGACUACAGGAAAUCAAUUUUUACACGAGUUCAGUUUCGAGUUUU